UCAAUGGGAAUUAUAAAUAGAAAACUAAAGUGAUUUAAUGUCUCUUGUGGAUAUUUUCUUGAAAUUAAAUAAUUGAUUUUAGUUUAGCUGUUAUGCGGUGAACUUUAAACCUACUGUGAAAUUAUUCUGCUCUUCCCGUGUCGCCCGAUAAUUCUGAAGCGACAAGUGGAUCUCGGAUGUUUUCCCGAAAGUGCCGCUUUGUGAACCUGUAACCUUCCCUCGAUCUGAAGGCGACCUCGCCAGCAAUUAGGAAGCUGUCUGGGCUGCCAAAGGAAAGGGGAGCCGGAGCGUGUCAGCCCGCUUCGCCUCGUUUCGUUCUUUCUGUUCCUCCCGAAGCGGAUCCUUCUGCCCCCGCUGUCAUGUCCAACAGCAGCGCAAACAGCAGCCUGGCGAUGGCGCACAAAGCUGUCAGGCAGCUACAAUUGGAAGCCAGAGUGUCCAGGAUCAAGGUCUCACAGGCUGCCUCGGACCUGAAGGGCUUCUGUCUGCAGAAUGCACACAGGGACCCCCUCCUGAUGGGGGUGUCAUCCAGUGACAACCCCUUCAGACCCCCCAAGUCUUGCAGCCUUUUCUGAGGCCCAGUUGCCACACUCAGAGGCGGAGCCCCCAAUCCAUUCAGCCUGUCCACACUUAGACCACUCUUUUCUGGGAGAUGUUCUCCACAACAAUGGCUACCCCCCCCCCGCACAACACACACAGACACAGACACACCUGACCAACCUGCCACCUUCUAUCCCCAAACAAAACACAACCCGACUUCUCCAAGAAAGAAGUCUAUUUUUACACUGUUAUAUUAAACAUCUUACCAGACUGUUAUUCAAAGAUCAGUUUACAUUUUAGGCAUUUAAAUAACCUUUUGGUUUGAGGGUUUUUUUAAGUACCACUGCUGACAGCCAGUCUCGCAAACCCACACCCUACUGCAUACCACACCCUGCUUUGAGACAGCCCCCCCUCAUCUGGCAGCACAGACUGCUCUGUCACCACCCCCCCAUGAUGGGUGUCGUCCGUGAAGGGAACUUUUAAGGUGCAGCUGGUGUUGAAGAGCAGACACUGACUCCGUUCUCAUCUACACUGCAUCUCCAGCAGCCGUCCAGACGCACUGCAGCCAAAACUGUAGGAUGAGGAAGUGCCUGACCUGCGUGUUGGUGUGUGUAUCGCCUUGACAGCCUGAAUCCCACCCCACCCCACCCCCAUGCUGCUCUUACCCUUCUG
This is a messenger RNA of Brienomyrus brachyistius, 1212 nucleotides long. RefSeq lists its product as uncharacterized. The record is from RefSeq and is a predicted model, not a curated record. Gene Ontology annotation, biological process: G protein-coupled receptor signaling pathway. Gene Ontology annotation, molecular function: G-protein beta-subunit binding. The coding region runs from base 360 to 575 and encodes 71 amino acids. Gene Ontology annotation, cellular component: heterotrimeric G-protein complex. Lineage: Eukaryota; Metazoa; Chordata; Actinopteri; Osteoglossiformes; Mormyridae. The transcript is spliced from 3 exons.